Blastomyces gilchristii SLH14081 is the source of this 1518-nucleotide messenger RNA. Its product is annotated as beta-transaminase. NCBI's taxonomy places the organism in Eukaryota, Fungi, Ascomycota, Eurotiomycetes, Onygenales, Ajellomycetaceae. Gene Ontology annotation, molecular function: transaminase activity; pyridoxal phosphate binding. The record is from RefSeq and is a predicted model, not a curated record. Bases 1 to 1518 code for a protein of 505 amino acids. The transcript has a single exon.
AUGAUAUCCCCACUAACCACCCGCCUCCACGCCUCCCAUAGCCGCUACAAAACCCGCAACCCCAGAUCCUACGCCGCCCACCAGGAAGCCCUCAAACACCUGCCUGGCGGAAACACCCGCUCCUCAAUUUUCUCUACCCCAUUCCCCCUCACCAUCGCCUCUGGCAAAACUGGCACCCUCACCUCCCUAGACGGACACACAUAUACUGAUUUACUCGGAGAAUAUAGCGCUGGCCUAUUCGGCCACUCCAACGCGCGUAUAGCCAAUGCUAUAUCAACCGCCAUGACAGGUGGAUGGAAUUUCGGCGGCAUCAGCGUGCAUGAGUGUGCUUUUGCGGCGCGUGUGUGUGACCGCUUCAAGGAGGCUGGGGUGGAGAUGGUGCGAUUUACGAAUUCGGGGACGGAGGCGAAUACAAUGGCGAUUGCGACGGCUUUGGCGUUUGUUAAUAGUAGUGACAACGGGAACGAUGGCACGAGGACGAGUAGCACGAAGAAUAAAAUCCUCGUCUUCAGCAACGCAUACCAUGGCGCAACACUUACGUUUCCGAUGAGCCUUGUCGGCGGAAAUGGCGAUCAAGGCAGCGGAGUGAUGAGCAGCGGCGGCACCGCAGGCCCCGCAGCCACGAAUCUCCCACACGACUUCGUCAUGGCGCCAUACAAUAACAUCGCGGAGACGAGGGCAAUUAUCGAUUCCCUCGAUCCAAGCAAUAGCCUUGCUGCAAUCCUCUUCGAACCCAUGCAAGGCGCCGGCGGCUGUCGGACCGCCACGAAGGAAUUCGCUAGCUUCCUACGGCAGGUUGCGGACGAGCAUUGCGCGCUCCUCAUCGCUGAUGAAGUGAUGACGUCCCGACUGGGACCUGCGGGAUUAUGUGUGAGGUAUUUGGGUAUCAACCCUGAUAUUAUGACGUUGGGGAAAUGGGUUGGUGGUGGGAUGAGUUUCGGGGCAUUCGGGGCCAGGAGGGAGAUUAUGGAGUUGUAUUUACCUGCAGGUCCGGGGGAGGGGAAGGGGAGAGGGAAAGGGAGAUUGAGCCAUGCCGGGACUUUUAAUAAUAACAUAUUGACGAUGGUGGCCGGAUUCGAAGGCCUGGGCAUAUAUACGAGGGAAAGAGUUGAGGCGCUUAAUGCUUUGGGGGAUAGAUUGAGAGGCGGAGUUUGGAGUAUGCUUGCUGAUCGGGGAAUUAUCGGUGAACAUGUAAGGACGGGUGGUGAGUUAAGUGGAGGGUUUGGGUUUGUGGAGGUCGAUACGUUUCAUCGAGAGAAGCGGGAGGGGGAGACCAAGACCCUUCCACGAAUGUUUAUAAGUGGGUAUGGGAGCCUGAUAACCGUGCGGUUUACUGGAGAUGCUGCAGAAGCGUGGCAGGCGCUGUUUUAUCACCAUAUGCUGGACCAGAAUGUUUAUCUUGCUAUGAGGGGCUACAUGGCUUUGACGUUAGAGACGACAGAGGGUGAUGUUGACAGGUUUAUCAAAUGCGUGGGGGCCUUUCUAGACCAGUAUGGAGAGGAGCUGCUGGUUGCUUAG